AAAAAGUUUUUCUUAUCAUACUAUACAAUUGAAAAUCAGCAAGAUGAGGAUUCUUCAUGUUCUAAUUAGUUUGGCAUGGGUUGUCCUUGUUAGCAGUAAUGGCGCAAACCUUUCCCCACAAGAACUUUUCAAUUUGAACAUUGAUAAGAGAGAGCGAAUUGCAAUUAUUGGAGCUGGAGCUGGUGGUAGUUCUGCUGCUUAUUAUUUACAAAGAUUCAGUCCCGGUAAAUACGAUAUCACAAUAUUUGAAAAAUCUGAUAGUGUCGGAGGAAGAUCUACUACUGUUGAUGUUAAGGGACAUAAAGUUGAGUUAGGUGCCUCAGUAUUUGUAAAAGCUAAUAAAAUCUUGACGAAUGCAGUGGAGACGUUCAAUUUGUCGACCCAGAAGUUUGGCGAAAAGGUUAAGGGAACCGUUGCAAUUUGGAAUGGUGACCGGGUUGUUCUCGAACUAGGCUCAUCGUGGUGGUCAAAUAUCAAACUUUUAAUAAAGUAUGGACUUUCACCCAUAAGAUUGGUGAGAUUAAAGAACAGAUUCAUUAGCAAAUUCCUUCAAAGUUAUUACGAUGGAAACUUCCCCUUCGCUAACCUUACAGAUUUGACUGUGGAAUCAAAAUUCUCCGAAGUCACUCAUUUGACUGCGGAGGAAUACUUGUACGAACAGGAAAUCAGUGAUGAUUUUGCAAAUAAUUUGAUUCAGGCUGCCACUAGAGUAAAUUAUGCCCAGAACCUUGAUCAAAUACAUGGAAUUGGAUCAUUGGUGGCAGUCGCUGCCGAUGGGGCGGAACAAGUUAAGGAUGGUAAUUGGAUAAUCUUUGACAACUUUAUCAAAUAUUCGGAUGCAAAAUUACAUCUUCAAACUCGAGUUAAAUCAAUAAUGAAAAAUGAAGAAGGUUGGCUAGUUUCCUACGACGAUAAGACGUCUUAUUUUGACCAAGUCAUUAUUGCAUCACCGUUUGGCCAAUCUAGGAUAAAUCUCCAAUCCGGGUCUGGCAAAAAGCUCUCAGAGCAUCCAGUUGAGUAUGUUAAUUUACAUGUUACUUUAAUCUCUACUAAUUGUACUAUCUCCCCAUCUUUUAUUGAUUCAGAUUCAAAUGAAUCACCCAAAUCAAUUUUAACCACGAAGGACGGUCAAGGUAACACUCCUGAUUUCUAUUCAAUAUCAGCCAUUGAUUAUUUUGAAGAUACUGAUGAGUACCUUUAUAAAAUUUUUUCACCAAGAAGAAUCAAGGCCGAGUUUCUCGAAGAUGUCUUCACCGGAUGCAAUGGGAAUAUAAGUUGGAUCUUUAGAAAAAAAUGGAGGUCAUACCCAUAUUUAAAACCAAAUAAAAACUUUGGAAGUUUUGAGAUCGAACAAGGAUUAUGGUAUUUGAAUAUUAUUGAACCUUUCAUAAGCACUAUGGAAACCUCUGCCUUGGCUGGUGCUAAUGUGGCUGGAUUAAUAAGUCACGGUAAAAAUACUACAGAGAUCAAAAUACCAUAAAUCAUGUUUAUUUUUCAUUUCAACUAACAAUCAAAGAGAAUAAAUAUUUAAAUAAAGAGGAAAAAAGGUUGCAAAGAAUUGAAAUAAUUAAAUCUUUUUUGGUUCAAAUCAUUACUUAUCACUAGAUAAAAUUUCUUGAGCUUCGUCGGAGAUUUCGUCACGUUGUCUUUCUUCUAAGGAAGGUCUGUUCAACAAAGCUUCGAAAUCUUUAGAAUAUGGUGCUUUAUCAAUAUAUGGAGGGUUAUUGUCUUUAACAAUCUUGUAGUAAUUUUCAUAGAUAUUACCAUCGUAAGAACCCAAGGAUGAGUUGAUCAUCAUAUCGGAUAAUUGGAAGGCAUCAGUUAAAGGAAUAACAUGAGGUCUUAAAUCA
This is a messenger RNA of Hyphopichia burtonii NRRL Y-1933, 1850 nucleotides long. Its product is annotated as prenylcysteine lyase family protein. Gene Ontology annotation, biological process: prenylcysteine catabolic process; prenylated protein catabolic process. The transcript has a single exon. The record is from RefSeq and is a predicted model, not a curated record. Gene Ontology annotation, molecular function: prenylcysteine oxidase activity. Bases 44 to 1480 code for a protein of 478 amino acids. Lineage: Eukaryota; Fungi; Ascomycota; Pichiomycetes; Serinales; Debaryomycetaceae.